GAGAGGUUGUUUGCCUGAAGUCAAGAUGGCAUCUUGGCUUUGCUCUCGUGGUGUUUGUCACCUCCGCUGUGCCCGGAAAGUGCCUCCUUCGUGCCGUGCUGAGGUAUUCCCCUGGUGCUGAGCUGCAGAGGCUCUGUGCAAAGCCAGGAGUCUGCUGCAGGGCUCUGGUAUAAGGAAAUGCUAGAUCUAGUGAUAUCACCCAGUCUGACUGUAAAUAGAGAGUGCCCUGACAGACUGAAGCUUAACCUUUCUCACAUUUAUGCCACGGCUCCAGAUGACAUAGAAGGCAGCAGCAAAGCAGCACCGCAGUGUCCUCUCCAUCUGUACACCACAAAACAUUAUCCCCAUUUAGUGCCAGUGCCGUCCUUCCCCACGAUGGCAGCCUAUGGACAGGCUCAGUACAGCACGGGAAUCCAGCAGGCUGCUGCCUACACUGCCUAUCCCCCCCCGGGGCAGCCCUACGGAAUCCCCUCCUACAGCAUUAAGACAGAGGACAGCCUGAGCCACUCCCCAGGGCAGAGUGGCUUUCUCAGCUACGGCUCCGGCUUCAGCGCGCCCGCGGCGGGGCAGGCGCCCUACACCUACCAGAUGCACGGCACAACAGGGAUUUACCAGGGAGCCAAUGGCCUGACAAAUUCUGCAGGAUUCAGUGCUGUGCAUCAGGAAUAUUCCUCGUAUCCCAGCUUCCCUCAGAGCCAGUACUCUCAGUAUUACAGCUCGUCCUACAACUCCCCGUACGUGUCUGCCAACAGCAUCAGCCCCUCGGCCAUCCCCACCUCCACCUACUCCCUGCAGGAGUCUUCCCACAACAUCACCAGCCAGAGCACAGAAUCACUCUCUGGGGAAUAUUCAACAACACCAGCAAAAGAUGUGGAGACAGACAGACAUCACAGAGGGUCAGAUGGCAAGGUACGAGCCCGGUCAAAAAGAAGCAACGACCCUUCCCCUACUGCUGACAGUGAGAUUGAGCGUGUGUUUGUAUGGGAUUUGGAUGAGACGAUAAUUAUUUUUCACUCCUUACUCACGGGAACCUUUGCAUCCAGAUAUGGGAAGGACACCACAACGUCAGUGAGGAUAGGUCUCAUGAUGGAAGAAAUGAUCUUCAACCUUGCAGAUACACAUCUGUUCUUCAAUGACCUGGAGGACUGUGACCAGAUCCACAUAGAUGAUGUAUCAUCAGAUGAUAAUGGUCAAGAUCUAAGCACGUACAACUUCUCUGCAGAUGGCUUCCACAGUUCCACUGCCAGUGCAAACCUGUGCCUGGGCUCGGGGGUCCACGGGGGAGUUGACUGGAUGAGGAAAUUGGCGUUCCGCUACCGCCGGGUCAAAGAGAUGUACAACACCUACAAAAACAAUGUGGGGGGUUUAAUAGGAGCUCCUAAGAGGGAGACCUGGCUGCAGCUGAGAGCUGAGCUGGAGGCGCUGACUGAUCUCUGGCUCACACACGCUCUGAAGGCGCUGAACUUGAUACAUUCCCGGCCUAACUGUGUGAAUGUGUUGGUCACCACAACUCAGCUUAUACCAGCUCUGGCUAAAGUGCUUCUCUAUGGGCUGGGUACUGUCUUCCCCAUUGAAAACAUUUACAGUGCAACAAAAACAGGGAAAGAGAGCUGUUUUGAAAGAAUAAUGCAGAGGUUUGGAAGGAAAGCCGUGUACAUUGUAAUAGGAGAUGGAGUUGAAGAGGAACAGGGAGCAAAAAAGCACAACAUGCCCUUCUGGAGAAUCUCUUGUCAUGCUGACCUGGAAGCUCUUCGGCACGCCUUGGAACUUGAAUAUUUGUAGCAGACCCCAACACCUUAGCACUGGGAGGGCUUCACUCAGACUCUUACAUCGGUUCCAGCUAUUCCUCAAUGUUUUCUUAGUAAAGAAAAUCCCACAGCAACUGCAGUUUUUCUUUUUUUUGAAGGAGAACCCUUUCAGUGGAAGCCUUUAAGAACUUGCAGCCAAAGAAUAUUGUAUCAAGUCCUCCUUCCUUUGGACAGAGGAGAAUCCUCCUGAUCAGUCACUGGGAUCCUGCAGUUGCUGGCUGAGGUGGAGACACAGAGCUCUAAGGGCCUUUUUGCCAUCAACAAGGCAAAUGCUACAAGUCUGGGUCUCCCUGUCAGCAUUCUUGGUUUUGAAAGGGGAAGAGGACAACAGAACAAGGAGUCUGCACAAUCCAUCACACCACACAGAACCUUCUGAAAAUAGGAGUGAAACUGUUGAUUUUUUUUUUGUUUUGUUUAUUUUCUUUUUUUUUUUUUUUUUUUUGUAUUUUUUUAAUUUAUGAACUAAUCUCAUUACUCUGGUAUUAAGCUCUGUACCUGUUUUUCAUCUGGCUUUUGGGGGUUGGGGGGGUGGGGAAAGUCUUACUGUUCUAAAUUAAUAGUUCAUUUCUCCAGAACAAACUCUGGGGAGAAUCAUAUUGUGUACAUGAGUAGAAAGGACACAUGGUACUGCUGGUAAGAACUGUGGCUGUGGUUUUUAACCUUACCAAGAGGGUACAAGGACUGUGCCUGUGUCUACACGGUGCCUUAUGCUGCCGUCUUGGGGCUGAGGAUGGGGGAAAGUACCUUGUGAUGAGUGAAAGGCAUUAAAUAAAAACAUGUUUACAUUUUGGGGGACUGGAGUACCUGCCUUCUCUCCCAGCACUCUUGGAUCUGAAGGUAGCAGGUGGAACGUGUGCUCCCUGUUUCAAGGCUGGCCUGGUAAUCUUGCUGUCAAAAUAUUUAAAUUCUCUGGGCCUGGAUGGAUCUCUUAGUUUGAAAAUGGCUGAUUGUUCUUUGCUGUGGCACCAGGUAAGGUCAGAAGGAUCAAAGCCCCUCUGGAAGGAGGGGUUAGAGAUGCAGCAAAUGCUACAGCCCUCACCUCUCAAAGGGUUACACAAGUGCUACACAAACCUGAGGGAUACUCCCAACUUCUACAAACAUUUAGGGAAAACAGUGCUGGACCUGAGAGGGGAUUUUCUACCAAGCUAAAGAUGAAAUUAGUCCAAGGCAGCAACCCCACAGCAGCUGUGACCCAAGCCAGCCUUUCAGUACACACUGUGGGGGCAUUUGCAAAGAGCUGCUCUCUGGGCUUAGCACAACUCCGUGCAAAAUGUCACUUUUCUAGCACAGCCAUUGCAGGGCUCAGGGCUUGCUGAGCAGAACGUUUUCAUCACGGUUUCCCUGCUGUAAGAAUGGUUUUCUUCACUUGUGAUAUAACUUCCUAUUUGUGACAAAGACAGUGGAGAACUGACUAAUGCUUGCAUAACUUUUGAAAGAGGAAUAAAUGCCAGGGAUUGCAGAUGACCAGAGAAGCACAACUUCAGCUUUUAAGACCCCAUCCAUCAGCUAAUUUAUCUUCCUUGAAAUUCCAAAUUUAACACCUGACUUGAGUCAAUUGUCUGAGCACUGAUUCUGGGUUUUUUUCUUAAAGAUUCUUGGAAGAUUUUGCUUUCAGAAUAUAUUUAAAGGUUUGAAGGCUCUUGGUUUUGCUGCUGACAUUCUUAGCAGAACUUUGGGUGGGACACACCACGGGUCAGGAACACAUCUGUCACACAGGUGUCACCACUUCCUUCCAGUCCCCAUGGCACAUUUGUCUCUCAGUGCAGCAACAGUAUCAGGAUUUACUGAUCCAGGCAAUUUAUCAUGGACAGAAGAGGGGAUCUACAGCAGGUUUGUACUUGGGAACAUCCAGAAGGCCUGGGAACAUGCACAGACACAUGUACAGGUCUUGCUCAGCUCCUUCACCUGUAGUUUUAUGUAUUUCUACAUUUUCUACAUACUUUACUGGGAUUUGGUCACCUGUUAUUUUAGAGGAGGGAAGAAAACAUCUCUUCUAUAGAAAAGAACAAUGCUCAUUAAUUAAAAAAAACCCCUCCACAGGCUGUAACAGGUGUCACAAAGCAGUGGGGCUUCCUACAACAACUUGUACAUCACUUUCUUUUUGCUCUAACACAAGGCCUUGUUUCAGCAUCCAAGUUCCAUGGGGAAGGCCAAACCUCACUUCAGGCUUUCAAGUUUUGUGCUUUUCUGUAAACAAGUAGCACUGGGAACAUGAACGGUGGUUGCUUUACAAAUGCCCAGAACAAGGUAACUGCAGGAGCAGGAACUUCAGACAGUAUUCAUAGAUUUUACAACGCUUCAUAAGCUCCCUGUUUCUUUUAACUUAAUUAAAAAUAAAGACACGCACAGAGAAGUCUUGCCCAAUUCAUGCUCUCUUGAGGGGCUGCAGUUGCACUCAGAGCCCCCAUUUCUACCCACAAAUACACCUAACACUGACAUGUAUCUGUCCAACCCCAAUCCAACCACUGAAUAAAUGAUACACAAUAUCAAACUGGACAGGCCUGGAUCCAAAGGUCCCACAUUUCUGAGACAGAAGAUGCCAGCAUAGGUGAAAUUACCUGUGAUCUGGAGACUGUGCAGAAAUGAACAUUCCUCCAGACUGAACCAAAACUGGAAAUCCAGGAACACAGAACAUUUUUCUAAAACAGUUUAAUAAAAAAAUUGUGACGUUUCCUGAAAAAUUGGAGAAACCCAAAGCAUAUCGUGUGUGUCACCUGUCUGAGUCACAAAGAAACACAAUUGUCAAAAAAGAUAUUUAAGUUUAAUACAAAUUUUAUACAAAGAAAAUGUGAAAAAAUACUUCCAUAUGCUAAAAGCAAUUAUGCUUCACAAAUAAGGCCAGCUAGGCUAGUUUUGACACAACUGCAAUUAAUGAAUAUUCUGUUCUCACUUUUUUUUAUUCUAAUACUUUUUUCCCUCUAAUCUGGGUACUAGCUGGAGACUGUACAAACCGCAUUCUUAUAUAAACAAUGGGAGAAAUCAACAUGACUAAAAUGUACAACAGAAUGUACUGGAAUGAUAUCAUACAGUUAAUUUUCUCAUAUACAUACAUCACCUUUGCUUUGUUCAAUGCUUUCGUUUUACACAACAUACAAAAUGGGACUACAGCCUCAGUGUAACAGACAGCAUCUCCAGGGGGUACUUCCUCUCAUACUGCACUGCUUCAUGCUUACAGAAAAACAUAAAUUCCAUCAUAUAAAUAAUACAUGCUCUGGCCCAGCAUCAAAAGUCCUUUGCCCAUGUUUCCCAAUGCAUGUUUUUCUCCACACCUAGUUCUUCAAAGUCCUUUGGGAGAAUUUUUAAAAAAUAAGAAAACUGUGAAGCAUAGCAACAAACUUUACUUUCCUCAAUCUUUGAUAUCAGUCAUCAGAAAUCCUGCUACAAUCCAGCUGCUAUUACACUUUGCAAAUUUUCUGAUCUUAGACUGGAUGAAAUUUUAAAGUAAUUUUAACCUGUAAACAACGUUAAUAUUUGUUGUCAUCCU
This is a messenger RNA of Passer domesticus (house sparrow), 5292 nucleotides long. It is a transcript of the gene EYA2, whose product is annotated as EYA transcriptional coactivator and phosphatase 2. Gene Ontology annotation, cellular component: nucleus. The coding region runs from base 178 to 1782 and encodes 534 amino acids. Lineage: Eukaryota; Metazoa; Chordata; Aves; Passeriformes; Passeridae. Gene Ontology annotation, molecular function: protein tyrosine phosphatase activity. The record is from RefSeq and is a predicted model, not a curated record. Gene Ontology annotation, biological process: cell differentiation; positive regulation of DNA repair; multicellular organism development. The transcript has 16 exons.